Messenger RNA from Cryptomeria japonica (Japanese cedar), 1917 nucleotides. RefSeq lists its product as uncharacterized. Gene Ontology annotation, cellular component: membrane. NCBI's taxonomy places the organism in Eukaryota, Viridiplantae, Streptophyta, Pinopsida, Cupressales, Cupressaceae. Gene Ontology annotation, biological process: CAAX-box protein processing. The transcript has 4 exons. The coding region runs from base 536 to 1651 and encodes 371 amino acids. The record is from RefSeq and is a predicted model, not a curated record. Gene Ontology annotation, molecular function: metalloendopeptidase activity.
AUUUUCCCAAUCCUUGCAAAUAUUUUUUUAUGGACGUAAUCCUUACACCCCUUCUGCUGCAAGGGCUAGUUAUUAAUAUAGACUGGAAAAUCAGACUUUGCAGUCGCACAACCGCAAAAAUGGGUUCGGUACAUACUUCUGUGACACAUCCUCGUUCUUCGAAGUAUUUUAGUUUACCCAGAAGGUAAGUUAAAAAAGCAGUCGUAUCAAAAUAUUAUCUAGAAGGAAGAUACCCUUGCCUUCUCUUUCCACUACAUUAGUUUUCAGGGUACUUGGAUUCGUGGGUAUUCAUUUUUACCAACCGGGUGUUCUCCAACUCAGGACAGAAUCCAGUUUUCUCUUAGUAUACAAUCCAUUUUUAUCCACCGAGUGUGCCCUAAAUAAGGAUAGAAACCCCUAAUUUAGGGCACUGGGAUGUAUGGGUAUCCAGAAGGGCCAUGGAAUCUGAUAUGCUAAUAGAAAAAAAGAGAUUUUUUUACAGGAAUGGUGAUUUUAUGUUCCUGAUUUGGAUUGUUAUAUUGGGAUCUGGCCAAUAAUGGCAAGCAUGUCCCAGUGGCUAUGUGGGCAAUCAUUGUUGAUAUCUCCUUCGACUGGUCAUGGUGUUUUGCGCACUACAAAACAUAGGAAUCACAAUACCAAAUUAAUUGGGCGUGUAGUUGUUCCUCCAAUCAGAAGACAGCGUACUGUCAGACCCCUUUGCCCUGUUAGCUGGUGGCAGGAAGAUGGUUCUGCUACUCCCAAUCCUUCAAAACAGAAGUGGCAAUUUUUCUGGUGUACAAGAGACAAAUCAAGUGAUCCAACUGCUUCCACCACCAACUCUGAGAAUCUUUCACAAGAAUCAAGCAAAGAUGACACUGCCUCACCUCACUUCAUUUUGCAGCAGAUUCAAAAGCUACGAAAGGUAGAUCUUUCACAUGCAAUUCUUGGGUUCUCAAAGGGAGAUGAAACCUGGGCAGUACCAUGGACUAGAGAAACCAUUUUCCACGUUAUGUUUCUUUGGUACUCUGCUUUCUGGCUUGUUGGAUUCUGGAUAAUUCCAAUUCUGGCUUAUGCUGCUGGGUUCAAUAAAGAGGCUCUAUCAUACAGAGGUCAAGCUUUGUAUAGUCUUGUAACAGAUCUUGCUGAGGGAACAGUUGGAAUGACUAUAUUGUAUCGAUGCUUAAUUCGUGUCCAUCCUCUUCCAUAUAAAUGGUUCUAUAUCAGCUGGAAAGGAAACUGGCUCAUCAAUGCUUGUUUAGGGUGCUUGAUGUUCCCUUUGGUGCACAUGUUACAAAGAGUUAAUCUAGACUUGCUGCCAGUUUCACCUCCUUUAACAACAUCACAUAUUUUAGAACAAUCAAUACUAGCUCGGGAUCCUAUUGCCAUGCUUCUCUAUGCCACAGUUGUUUCAAUUUGUGCACCUAUAUGGGAAGAGGUCAUUUUUCGAGGUUUCCUUUUGCCUUCUUUGACACGCUAUAUGUCCAUAUGGAGCUCUAUUGUUGUUAGUGCCAUUGCAUUUGCAAUAGCACACUUUAGUGUCCAGCGUUUUCUUCCCCUUACAUUCUUGGGUCUUAUAAUGGGCAUUGUUUUUGUGCGUUCCCGCAAUCUUCUUGCAUCAGUGCUCGUGCAUAGUUUGUGGAAUGGAUUUGUGUUCUUGGAACUAUUCAUGUGAUGUAUUUGCCCAAUUCAUUUGUGGAUGUGCACUGUACAAUAACAGCAAAGAGCAAUGACGACUGCAAGGGUUUGUGGCAAGUCGAGAUAUUUCAUAUUUGUUUCUCUAUUGUCAUUCAUUUUCUUGUGGCUGACUCUAUUUUUCUGAGAUCAAGAAAUGCUUACCAUUUAUUACCGAUAAUGGUAAUAAAAAUUCUCUGGAAGUGCUUGUAGGAGAGGAUAGAUAUUGAUUUUGUGUUAAAAUUUGAUUUUAUUAGUUCUGUUCUA